AUGACGCAGCUGCUGGGUGACGAGGCGAUAACUGGCAACAGCUCUCCGAAUGCAACCUGGGGUGCCGCACCACGUGAGACCAUCGCCAUCGCGUUCACCCACUCGCAGUACGCAACCCCGUGCCAUGAUCACACGGUCCCCGGCAGUACGCCAGGUCACCGCCUGCGUCACCUGGGCAGGCGACAUCAGCCACCCGACAUCCUGUACAACCACCUGAACCACGCACUGGUAGCGCACAGCGGUGGUCACGACUACUACCACUGCACUGAGCCCUGGGAAGGAAAUGCCGAUCACCCGACACCGCCAGGCGGCAAUUAUAUACUGCACACCAAGAACGGCGGCAAGCGUCACUUUGACGAGCCCACUGGCUUCUUCAGCGAGAAGCUGUGGCAGCCGUCGAAGCGGGUCAUAGUGCCGCCGCAGGGGUACGACCAGUCCCACACUGCACACCGGCGCGGGCGCGGUGUGUACAACACCACCGAUGGCUGGAUCCACCCAGAUGCUGAGGAGGCGGUGGUGCGGCAGCACGCGCGCGGUGGCAAGGCGCAGGUGCCUAGGCCACCCAAUCACACGUUGGAGGAGCUGAGCAUGUGGAUCAGAACGGAAAGAGGUAGCGGCGGCGGUGGCGCUGCUGGGUCGCCUUCUGAAGCGCACGAGGCGGCUUCCGUAGCGAUCACGACGGCAGCGAGCGGUGGCAAAGGGAAGAGGCACCUACUGCCCCACUACACGACAAGCACGCCCGUCAUUUCAUCUGUAGCACCGCUCACAGGCCCACCCCCACCCAAAGCUCUGGCUGACUACAACGACAGCCAGAUGUUGCCCGCCAUUAGUCAAGGAGUAGAGCUGCAGCGCUGCACCGCGGCGGAGGCAACUGACUUAGCGCAGUAUCACCGCGAAAAGCGCGUGCAGCGCAUGUGGCAGACAAUGCGGGCUGCCGUCGCCGAGUCGGAUACGCGAGCAGCAGACAUCCAAGCGGUGCGAGAGUUACCGAACUGGUAA
This is a messenger RNA of Leishmania braziliensis MHOM/BR/75/M2904, 999 nucleotides long. RefSeq lists its product as hypothetical. The coding region runs from base 1 to 999 and encodes 332 amino acids. The transcript has a single exon. NCBI's taxonomy places the organism in Eukaryota, Euglenozoa, Kinetoplastea, Trypanosomatida, Trypanosomatidae. The record is from RefSeq and is a predicted model, not a curated record.